GUGAACUGUAUGCUCCCCGUGCAUCCGGGACCUUAUUCUGGCCCCCGCGGGGUGGGGAGUGGUGUAACUUAGCAGCUGUGGCUGCUUUGGCUGGCUCCGGACCAGUUAGCAGGACGCAGAGUCUGCGUGGAAACGCUCUAGGGAGCUGUCCGGAGCUGUAGUGGGGCCCAGGUUGGUGGGUGCGGUAGAUGAGUGACCUCCGCUGGUUGCCAGGCUUGGUCUAGAAGCGGAGCACAGUGAAAGAAUUCAAGAUGCCACCUAAUAUAAACUGGAAAGACUUAAUGAAAGUUGACCCAGAUGAUCUACCUCGUCAGGAAGAACUGGCAGACAAUUUAUUGAUUUCCUUAUCCAAGGUGGAAGUAAAUGAGCUAAAAAAUGAAAAUCAAGAAAAUGUAAUACACCUUUUCAGAAUUACUCAGUCACUGAUGAAGAUGAAAGCUCAAGAAGUAGAGCUAGCUUUGGAAGAAGUUGAAAAAGCUGGAGAAGAACAAGCAAAAUUUGAGAAUCAGUUAAAAACUAAAGUCAUGAAACUGGAAAAUGAACUGGAGAUGGCUCAGCAGUCUGCUGGUGGACGGGACACUCGGUUUUUACGUGAUGAAAUUCGCCAACUUGAAAAACAAUUGGAACAAAAAGAUAGAGAAUUGGAGGACAUAGAAAAGGAGCUGGAGAAGGAGAAGAAAGUUAAUGAACAAUUGGCUCUUCGAAAUGAAGAGGCAGAAAAUGAAAACAGCAAAUUAAGAAGAGAGAAUGAACAGCUUCGUCAGGAUAUUAUGGAUUACCAGAAACAAAUAGAUUCACAGAAAGAAACACUUUUAUCAAGAAGAGGGGAAGACAGUGACUACCGAUCACAGUUGUCUAAAAAAAACUAUGAACUUGUCCAAUAUCUAGAUGAAAUUCAGACUUUAACAGAAGCUAAUGAGAAAAUUGAAGUUCAGAAUGAAGAAAUGAGAAAAAAUCUGGAAGAGUCUGUACAAGAAAUGGAGAAGAUGACUGAUGAAUAUAAUAGGAUGAAAGCUAUUGUGCAUCAGACAGAUAAUAUAAUGGACCAGUUAAAAAAAGAAAAUAAUCAUUAUCGACUUCAAGUGCAGGAGCUUACAGAUCUUUUGAAAGCAAAAAAUGAAGAAGAUGAUCCAGUCAUGGUAGCUGUCAAUGCAAAAGUAGAAGAAUGGAAGUUAAUUUUGUCUUCUAAAGAUGAUGAAAUUAUUGAAUAUCAGCAAAUGUUACAUAACCUGAGGGAAAAACUUAAAAAUGCACAGCUUGAUGCUGAUAAAAGUAAUAUUAUGGCACUACAACAGGGUGUACAGGAAAGGGACAGUCAAAUUAAGAUGCUCACUGAGCAAGUAGAACAAUAUACAAAAGAAAUGGAAAAAAGUACUUUUAUUAUUGAAGAUUUGAAAAAUGAGCUCCAAAGAAACAAAGGUGCUUCAGCCCUUUCUCAACAGACUUGUUAUAUGAAAAUUCAGUCAAAGAUACAAAUUUUAGAAGGGAAAACUAAAGAGGCCGAGAGAACAGCUGAACUUGCUGAGGCUGAUGCUAGGGAAAAGGAUAAAGAAUUAGUUGAGGCGCUGAAGCGAUUAAAAGAUUAUGAAUCGGGAGUAUAUGGCUUGGAAGAUGCUGUUAUUGAAAUAAAGAAUUUAAAAAACCAAAUUAAAAUAAGAGAUCGAGAGAUUGAAGUAUUGACAAAGGAAAUCAAUAAGCUUGAGUUGAAGAUCAAUGAUUUCCUUGAUGAAAACGAGGCACUUAGAGAGCGAAUGGGCCUUGAACCAAAGACAAUGAUUGAUUUAACUGAAUUUAGAAAUAGUAAACGCUUAAAACAGCAGCAGUACAGAGCUGAAAACCAGAUUCUUUUGAAAGAGAUUGAAAGUCUGGAAGAGGAACGACUUGAUCUGAAAAAAAAGAUUCGUCAAAUGGCUCAAGAAAGAGGAAAAAGAAGUGCAACUUCAGGAUUAACCAUUGAGGACCUGAACCUAAUUGAAAAUAUUUCUCAAGAAGAUAGAUUAGGACCAACAAAAUUUAAAAAUAUGAGUGAAGCACAAUCAAAGAGUGAAUUUCUUUCAAAAGAACUAAUCGAAAAGGAAAGAGAUUUAGAGAAAAGUAGGAUGGUUAUAGUCAAAUUUCAGAGUAAAUUGAAAGAAUUAUUUCAAGAAAAUAAGCAACUAGAAGAAGGUAUGAAAGAAAUAUUACAAGCUAUUAAGGAAAUGCAGAAAGAUUCUGAUGUUAAAGGAGGAGAAACAUCCCUUAUUAUUCCUAGUCUUGAGAGACUAGUUAAUGCUAUAGAAUCAAAGAAUGCAGAAGGAAUCUUUGAUGCCAGUCUACAUUUGAAAGCUCAAGUUGAUCAACUUACUGGAAGAAAUGAAGAAUUAAGACAGGAGCUCAGGGAAUCUCGGAAAGAAGCUAUAGAUUAUUCGCAGCAGUUGGCAAAAGCAAAUUUAAAGAUAGAUCAUCUUGAAAAAGAAACCAAUCUUUUACGACAAACACAAGGAUCAAACGUUGUAUUUAAAGGAGUAGAUUUACCUGAUGGGAUAACACCAUCUAGUGCCAAUAUUAUUAAUUCUCAGAAUGAAUAUUUAAUACAUCUCCUACAGGAGCUAGAAAAUAAAGAAGAGAAGUUAAAAAGUUUAGAAGACUCUCUUGAAGACUAUAACCGAAAAUUCGCAGUAAUUCGUCAUCAACAAAGCUUGUUAUAUAAAGAAUAUCUAAGUGAAAAGGAAACCUGGAAAACAGAAUCUGAUACAAUAAAAGAGGAAAAGAGAAAGCUUGAGGAUCAAAUCCAACAAGAUACAAUAAAAGUAAAAGAAUAUAAUAAUUUGCUCAAUGCUCUUGAGACGGAUUCAGAUGAAAUGAGAAAGAUACUUUCAGAAAAUAGUAGAAAAAUUACUGUUUUGCAAGUGAAUGAAAAAUCACUCAUAAGGCGAUAUACAACCUUAGCAGAAAUAGAACGACAACUUAGAAAAGAAAAUGGGAAACAAAAGAAUGAGUUGUUGUCAAUGGAGGCUGAAGUUUGUGAAAAAAUUGGAUGUUUGCAAAGAUUUAAGGAAAUGGCCAUUUUCAAGAUGGCUGCUCUCCAAAAAGUUGUAGAUAAUAGUGUCUCUUUGUCCGAACUAGAACUGGCCAAUAAACAAUACAAUGAACUGACUGCUAAGUACAGGGAUAUCUUGCAGAAAGAUAAUAUGCUUGUUCAAAGAACAAAUAACUUGGAACACCUAGAGUGUGAAAAUACCUCCUUAAAAGAACAAAUGGAGUCUAUAAAUAAAGAACUGGAGAUAACCAAGGAAAAACUUCACACUAUUGAACAGGCCUGGGAACAAGAAACUAAAUUAGGAAAUGAAUCUCACAUGGAUAAGGCAAAGAAAUCAAUAACCAACAGUGACAUUGUUUCUAUUUCAAAAAAAAUAACUAUGUUGGAAAUGAAGGAAUUAAAUGAAAGGCAGCGGGCUGAACAUUGUCAAAAAAUGUACGAACACUUAACGACUUCAUUAAAGCAAAUGGAAGAACGUAAUUUUGAAUUGGAAACCAAAUUUGCUGAGCUUACCAAAAUCAACUUGGAAGCACAGAAGGUGGAACAGACUUUAAGAGAUGAAUUAGCUGAUAGUGUGAGCAAAGCAGUAAGUGAUGCUGAUAGGCGACGGAUUCUAGAGUUAGAGAAGAAUGAAAUGGAACUAAAAGUUGAAGUGUCAAAACAGAGAGAGAUUUCUGAUAUUGCCAGAAGGCAAGUUGAAAUUUUGAAUGCACAACAGCAGUCCAGGGAAAAUGAGGUCAAGUCCCUCAGAAUGCAACUGCUGGACUAUCAGGCACAAUCUGAUGAAAAGGCACUAAUUGCCAAGUUGCACCAAUCUAUUGUCUCUCUUCAAAUUAGUGAGGCUACUGCUGUUGGUAAGUUGGAGUCAGUUACAUCUAAGUUGAAGAAAGUGGAAGCCUACAAUUUGCGCUUAGAGCAGAAACUUGACGAAAAGGAACAAGCUCUGUAUUACGCUCGUUUUGAGGGGAGAAACAGAGCAAAACAUCUACGCCAAACAAUUCAAUCUCUACGACGACAGUUUAGCGGAGCUUUACCCUUGGCACAACAGGAAAAGUUCUCUAAAAUCAUGAUUCAACUACAAAAUGACAAAAUAAAGAUAAUGCAAGAAAUGAAAAAUUCUCAACAAGAACAUAGAAAUAUGGAGAACAAAACAUUGGAGUUGGAAUUAAAGUUAAAGGGUCUAGAGGAGUUACUAAGCACUUUGAAGGAUGCCAGGGGAGCCCAAAAGGUUAUCAAUUGGCAUAUGAAAAUAGAAGAACUUCGUCUACAAGAGCUUAAACUAAAUCGAGAAUUAGUUAAAGAUAAAGAGGAAAUAAAAUAUUUGAAUAACAUAAUUUCUGAAUAUGAACAUACAAUUAGCAGCCUAGAGGAAGAAAUUGUACAGCAGAACAAGUUUCAUGAAGAAAGACAAAUGGCUUGGGAUCAAAGAGAAGUUGAGCUAGAACGUCAAUUAGACAUUUUUGACCGUCAGCAAAAUGAAAUACUAAAUGCGGCACAAAAGUUUGAAGAGGCUACAGGAUCAAUACCAGACCCUAGUUUGCCCCUCCCAAAUCAACUUGAGAUUGCACUGAGAAAAAUUAAGGAGAACGUUCGAAUAAUUGUAGAAACAAGGGCAACUUGCAAAUCACUAGAAGAGAAGCUAAAAGAAAAAGAAUCUGCUUUAAAGUUAGCAGAGCAGAAUAUUCUGUCAAGAGACAAAGUAAUCAAUGAACUGAGGCUUCGACUCCCUGCUACCGCAGAAAGAGAAAAGCUUAUAGCUGAGCUAGGCAGAAAAGAAGUGGAACCAAAAUCUCAUCACAUGUUGAAAAUUGCUCAUCAAACCAUUGCAAACAUGCAAGCAAGGUUAAAUCAAAAGGAACAAGUGUUAAAGAAGUAUCAACAUCUUCUAGAAAAAGCCAGAGAGGAGCAAAGAGAAAUUGUUAGGAAACAUGAGGAAGACCUUCAUAUUCUUCAUCAUAAAUUAGAACUACAGGCUGAUAGUUCACUUGAUAAAUUCAAGCAAACAGCUUGGGAUUUAAUAAAACAGUCACCCACUCCAGUUCCUACCAACAAGCAUUUCAUUCGUCUGGCUGAGAUGGAACAGACAGUAGCAGAACAAGAUGACUCUCUCUCCUCACUUAUGGUAAAACUAAAGAAAGUGUCACAAGAUUUAGAGAGACAAAGAGAAAUCAAUGAAUUAAAAGUCAAAGAAUUUGAAAAUAUCAAACUACGGCUCCAACAAAACCAUGCAGAUGAAAUGAAAAAAGUAAAAGCGGAAGUAGAAGAUUUAAGGUGUCUUCUCGCCCAGUCACAGAAAGAGUCACAGAGUUUAAAAUCUGAACUUCAGGCUCAAAAAGAAGCAAAUUCCAGGGCUCCAACAACUACCAUGAGAAAUCUAGUAGAUCGGCUGAAGAGCCAAUUGGCCUUGAAAGAGAAACAACAGAAAGCACUAAGUCGAGCACUUUUGGAACUCCGGGCAGAAAUGACAGCAGCAGCUGAGGAACGUAUUAUUUCUGCAACUUCUCAGAAAGAAGCACAUCUCAACAUUCAACAAAUCGUUGACCGACAUACUAAAGAGCUAAAGUCACAAAUUGAAGAUUUAAGUGAAAAUCUUUUAAAACUGAAAGAAGCUCUUAAAACAAGUAAAAAUAGAGAAAACUCACUAGCUGAUAAUUUGAAUGACUUAAACAAUGAGCUACAAAGAAACCAAAAAGCCUAUAAUAAAAUACUUAGAGAGAAAGAUGGGAUUGAUCAAGAAAAUACUGAACUGAAAAGGCAAAUCAAAAGAUUAGCCAGUGGAUUACAGGGUAAGACUUUGGUAGAUAAUAAACAAAGUUUAAUUGAAGAACUCCAAAAGAAAGUAAAAAACCUAGAAAGCCAACUGGAAAGAAAAGCGGAUGAAAUAGACACAAAACCUAUAAAAGAAAAGAGUUCUAGAGAAGAAUUAAUUAGAUGGGAAGAAGGUAAAAAAUGGCAAACCAAAAUGGAAGGAGUGCGAAGCAAAUUAAAGGAGAAAGAGGGGGAGGUCAGUUCUCUGACGAAGCAGUUGAGUACUUUGAAGGACCUUUUUGCAAAAGUUGAUAAAGAGAAACUUACUUUGCAAAGGAAACUAAAGACGACCGGCAUGACUGUUGACCAAGUUAUCAGAGUACGCGCUUUGGAGUCAGAAAAAGAAUUGGAAGAGUUAAAGAAGAGAAAUGUUGACUUACAGAAUGACAUACUGUAUAUGAGGACCCACCAAGCUCUUCCUCGAGAUUCUGUUAUAGAAGAUUUACAUUUACAAAACAGAUACCUCCAAGAAAAACUUCAUGCUUUAGAAAAACAGUUUUCAAAGGAUUCAUAUUCUAGGCCUUUAACUUCAGGAAUAGAGUCAGAAGAUCAUUGUCAAAGAGAACAGGAACUUCAGAGAGAAAACUUGAAGUUAUCAACUGAAAAUAUUGAACUGAAAUUUCAACUUGAACAAGCAAAUAAAGAUUUGCCAAGAUUAAAGAAUCAAGUAAGCGAUUUAAAGGAAAUGUAUGAAUUCCUUAAGAAAGAAAAAGCAGAAGUUGAAAGGAAACUUGGCCGAGUUAGAGGGUCUGGUAGAAGUGGAAAGACAAUCCCAGAACUAGAAAAAACCAUUGGCUUAAUGAAAAAAGUAGUUGAAAAAGUCCAAAGAGAAAAUGAACAGUUGAAAAAAGCAUCCGGAAUACUGACCAGUGAAAAAAUGGCUAAUAUUGAGAUGGAAAAUGAAAAGUUGAAGACUGAAUUAGAAAAACUUAAAGGUCAUCUUGGACGCCAGCUGAGCAUGCACUAUGAGUCUAAGACCAAAGGCACAGAAAAGAUCGUUGCUGAAAAUGAAAGGCUUCGUAAGGAACUUAAAAAAGAAAUUGAAGCUGCAGAGAAAUUACGGAUAGCCAAGAAUAAUUUAGAGAUACUAAAUGAGAAGAUGACAGUUCAGCUAGAAGAGACUGGCAAGAGAUUACAGUUUGCAGAAAGUAGAGGUCCACAGCUCGAAGGUGCUGACAGCAAAAGCUGGAAAUCAAUUGUUGUUACAAGAAUGUAUGAAACGAAGUUGAAAGAAUUAGAAGCUGACAUUGCCAAAAAAAAUCAAAGCAUUACUGACCUUAAACAACUUGUGAGAGAAGCAACAGAGAGAGAACAAAAAGUUAAGAAACACACCGAAGACCUUGAACAACAGAUUGAGAUUCUCAAACACAUUCCUGAAGGUGCUGAGACAGAGCAAGGCCUUAAACGGGAGAUUCAAGUUCUUAGGUUAGCUAAUAGUCAGCUGGAUAAAGAAAAAACGGAGUUAAUCCAUCAGAUAGAAGCUUACAAGGACCAAAGUGGACCUGAAAGCAUCAAACCUGAUGCUGAUCAACUAAAGGAAAAAGUAAAAGAUCUAGAAAAACAGCUCAAAAUGUCAGAUCUAGAAAAGCAGCAUUUGAAGGAUGAAACACAAAAGCUGAAAAAAGAACUGGAAAAUUUUGAUCCUUCAUUUUUUGAAGAAAUUGAAGAUUUGAAGUAUAAUUACAAAGAAGAAGUGAAAAAAAAUAUUCUCUUAGAAGAGAAGUUAAAAAAACUUUCGGAACAAUUGGGAGUUGAAUUAACUAGCCCUACUGCUACUUCUGAACAGUUUGAAGAUGAAGAAGAAAGUCCUGUUAAUUUUCCCAUUUAUUAAGGGCCACCUACAACUGUAGUUUUAUUAAGCUACUUAUUAACUUUGUAAGUUAAAAUUCUAUCUGGAAAUAAACAGGUCUCUGAACUGUAGAAUUUCCUUUUCACCACCAUGUACCUUUUUUUCUAAGCCUUGAAUUUUUAGUACAUAAAGUAUGAAAUUAGCUUAUUAGACAAGUAUAUUUUUGAAGACUUUAGCAUAAGCUAUGAUUAUCAAAUAGGCCUGAGCUGUGGUGAAUCUGUGUAUUCAUGUUUUAGUUUCUUAAAAGAGCAUGAGGGUAAAUUUAAUAGUUUUAUUAUUUAAAUUUGGGAUUUCAUAUAUAUUAUGUGUUAUGAUAUAUAUAUAUAUAUAUACAGAGAUAUACAAUAUAAAUUAUGAGGUUGAGCCAUAUGUUUUGUUAAAUGUGCAGCAAAAUUAAACUUAAAUUACUUUUGGGAUUUGGAAAUAAAUCAUAAAAAAUGAUUCAUAUUGUUGUCUCUAAAUUACCACCCAUUUAUAGUGGGCAGAAUCCAGCCUUUGUACAAGCUUAGAAGCUUACAUUA
Nycticebus coucang (slow loris) is the source of this 8197-nucleotide messenger RNA. RefSeq names its product centrosomal protein 290 (gene CEP290). The record is from RefSeq and is a predicted model, not a curated record. Bases 252 to 7658 code for a protein of 2468 amino acids. The transcript is spliced from 53 exons. NCBI's taxonomy places the organism in Eukaryota, Metazoa, Chordata, Mammalia, Primates, Lorisidae. Gene Ontology annotation, biological process: kidney development; camera-type eye development.